Molecule: messenger RNA, 2052 nt
Organism: Cucurbita maxima (winter squash)
Lineage: Eukaryota; Viridiplantae; Streptophyta; Magnoliopsida; Cucurbitales; Cucurbitaceae
Exons: 5
Coding region: 53-1144 (363 amino acids)
Source: RefSeq, a predicted model, not a curated record
GUAUUUGUUCUCUCAAUUCAGAAUCGUACUUUCUUCUUGAAUUGAAUACACGAUGGGCAAGAUUAAACGAUCGAAAUCCUCUUCACACCGUCAAAAUUGGGAGAAGAUCUUCAGCGCUUUGGUUCAUAUGCUACAGACUCAACAGAAACAGCUCGAAACCCUCAUUGAAGAGCGAAAACUUCUUGAAGAUCGCAUCAGAAUGCAACACGAUCGGUGGAGCUCAGAUACUCGUCUUUACGAAGAUUUAGUCUGCCAGUUGCAAGCGGAUUUGGUUUUACGAGACAAGCAACGCUCACUUGAGGCAUCAAAGUUAGAUUUAAACAUGAGUUUGAAGCAGAGAGAGAGUUUCCUUUGUCAAGUUAUUUCAGACCAGACGAACAACGAGUUGCAAGAUUUCAAAGAAUUAUUCAUCCUGCUCUCUACUAAAAUCUCCGAUCCAUCUUUUCAGGAUGUUUCUUCAAGGAGCUCACUGCAAACUGGAAAAUCUAACGAAAAAACACGAAAUUCUAAAGCCUUGAAGAUCGAGGUACAGAGAUUACAAAAAGCAUAUGAAAAGCUUGCAUCAGAAAGGAGUUCCGAGGUAACUGCACUUCUAGCAGAGAAGACCUUUGUAUGGAAUCAGUACAGCAUUAUGGAGAAUGACUACGAAAGUAAAUUAAGGCAUAAUCUCACGGAAGUUGAACUAGCGUGUACGAAGAUUGAAAAUCUUCUUGCUAAUAUGGAACAGCUUCAAUCUUUGAAUAUUGAAAAAGAUUGCACAAUCGCAGCCUUGGAAAGUCAGUUGGAAAAGACGGAGGUCGAUUCCAGAAAAUUAAAUGAUGAAAUUUCUAGAAUUUCACGUGAAUUGGAAGUCUUAAGAAAGCAUAAUGGCGUAUCAGUUACGCCUGUGUUAAACCGAUGCACAUCUGAAUCUGGCUAUAGAACCUGCAGCUUAGGAGUGAAGAAAAAAGGGAAGGGUAGUGGCAGUAACAUCAAUGUGAGGAAAAAAGCUUCUCCUGUGCAAGCAUCUCGUGGCAAUGGAGAUUCUAGUAAGGAAGACGGGAGUUUUAAACGAAGAAGAGGCCUUAAACGUGAAUCAGAGACCCCCAGAUUGUUUACAUCGUCAUUCAAACCUCCCAAAUUGAGGAGCAAUGUUUGUGUGUAAGUUGGUACUCUCAUUUGUGAAAUUAACCAUGCAAGUGUAAGUUGUUUCCUUGCAGAUAUCUCUGAUUAUCUGUCUGUAUUUCCAUGUUUCAUUGUUUAUCUCUGCCUAUAAACAAGGAUUGUCAAUAACUUCUAACCUCUGCCUAACAUAAACUCCUUUCCUUUUAUGGAUCUGUUAUUUCUUCUCUGAAAUUACAUGUUUUUUUUUUUCAUUUUUGGCUUGGAGGAACGUACUGUAGGAGCCUUACAUUGUUCAUAAUCCAAAGCCAAAGCAUGAUGGCCUAAUAAUAAUAUGAUCUCCAUAUUGCUGGAAACCAUUUAGAGUGAAAGUAUGGCUGAUAAGAUAUCAAGACCAACAACACAACCAGCAAAACCGCCACGCCCAAAGGCGAUGCAGUGUUGUCGGUGACGUAAACUGGCUCGAGCUUUGUUCUCGGAGUGAUGAUUACAAGACGACCAUAUCUAACAACGGAGUUUCCAACAAAGACAAAUACUAGAGGUAAGAGCAAGAAGAUGAGCUUAAAGUUGAUCCUUGUUGUCUUCACCUGUGACCUGUGGCUUGAAAAUGAUGACACAGAUAGCAGAAUGACCAAGAUUCCAAGUAUGGCAAGCAGAGGCCUUGGUGGUGGAGUUAUGGAGGCUAUGGCCUGCUCCGCCCAUCCUUGUUUCCAUGCUGGCCCUCUUCUCUCUCUUAUCAACCAACCCAUUUCUCUCUAUAUCUUUUACUCUCUGUUUUGAGUUGGGAAUUCAUAAGAAUGAUAGUCAUAUAUAGAGAGAUGAAGUCUGAAAAUUUGCUUUGGCAUAAAUUCUUUGGGCCAGCUUAUUUGUCCAAUUAACCUUUCUUUAUGUGAUUCGAGCUCACUGAAUUGGCAUCGGUCCCAACUUGUAGUUCAAUCAUUUAACCUCUCA